Molecule: messenger RNA, 4424 nt
Organism: Brassica napus (rape)
Lineage: Eukaryota; Viridiplantae; Streptophyta; Magnoliopsida; Brassicales; Brassicaceae
Product: protein SRC2
Exons: 1
Coding region: 1261-2826 (521 amino acids)
Biological process (GO): defense response
Source: RefSeq, a predicted model, not a curated record
AUAACGGAGGACUUGCCUGUGCCACUUUGAGGCCAGUAAUUUGUCCUAAAUUUUCAGCCUUCCUUAUGUUCGCAAUAAGGACAUCUGUGCAGAGGAUAAAUAGAUAUGGUGACAAAGGAUCACCCAGGCGUAGCCCUCUAAAAGGAGUUAUAUGGCCAGUAGGAUUUCCAUUAAUCAGUACACUGUAGGACACUGACCGUACACAUCUCAUGAUCCAUUGAAUCCACUUUUAUCUGAAACCCAUUUUCCUCAUCAUAGCCUCUAAAAAAUCCCAUUCCACUCUAUCGUAAGCUUUUGCUCAUGUCAGUUUUAAUUGCCAGGAACUCAUUCUUACAUUUAUUAUUGGUUCUUAGAGCAUGGAAGGCUUCUUGUGCUAGGAGGAUAUUAUCCGUGAUAACGCGUCCUGCCACAAAGGCCGAUUGGGUUUCCGAGACAAUCUUUGGUAAAUACCAUCGCAGUCUCUGGCAUAAGACUUUAGAUAUAAUUUUGUAGCACACAUUACAAAGGCUAAUGGGCCGAAAAUUAGUCAUAUCUCUUGGCCGCUCAGUUUUUGGGAUAAGACAAAUGUUUGUCUCGUUUAGUUUAUUUUAAAUAAAUUUUAAAUUGUAAUGAAUAUAUUAUAGUAUAAAUUCACUUUUAGUUUUCAACUUGACCCAAUUUAUGCCUCUGUGCGUGACAUGAAAAUGUUUAAAAUAAUAUUUCACAAACUCUGAUAGUUUUAGGCCACAAUUAUCGCACGGAUUUUAAGAGGAUUUCUUCAAAAAAGCAAUGCGUGGACCCCACCAAACCAUAAAAACUGGUUCCAAAAGUCAUGAAAUAAGGACCGAUACACUGUUCGCGGGCCCCACUGACACUUGGCAACCUGCGAUUGAUUCACUUUUUAAUUUUUUCUUUUUUAGACAAAAAUUUUUUUUUUUUAAGAACCGGAGAAACGGUUUUACCGUUAAUGAUGCUCUUAUGAUACAUGAAUUAGUCCGCCCUGUGUUACCUAAGCAAUACAUAAGCAAAUGAAGAAUUUUCAGCUUAUUAAAAUAAAAUAUCUCCUCUAUAACAUGGUGUUUGCUUGUCUAUUGGUGGCCAAUAUGAUGUAUAUUAAUCAGUCUACGUUUUUUUGUUAAUAUAGUCUACGUUCUCUAGAAAUGACAGUUAUCUUAUCUUUCAUAUAAUAUGGUAAUACCAGAAAAAUGUCCACGCAGUUGUGUGUUUUAAAUACCAUUCUCUUAUCGAGACAAAACAGAAGGAGACUAGUUUUCCACAAAAAUGUCUUCCCCACGGUUGCAAACAACGAUGGAGAACCCAACUCUUGAGCUUAAAAUCAUAUCAGCCAGUGAUGUCAGCCAUAUCGAUGCUACGGACAAGGUGGACGUGUACGCUGUCGUUUCAAUGAAAGGCGACCAUACUCAAACGAAACAAGCAGCCAAAACACCUAUUGACUACGAUGGUGGUUCCAACCCGACGUGGAAUCACACUAUUAAGUUCUCCGUCAACGAGAAAGCAGCGUGUGAGGGUCUAUUAACAAUCUACGUCAAGUUAUUUAGCUAUUGGCUCGAAGGAGAGAACGACCUUUACUUGGGAGAAGUCAACGUCUCUGUUCAAGAGCUUCUUGCCUCAAAUCCACAUCCGCCGUUUGCUAACGGUAACGUCAAUAAAAUGAAGUUGAUAACUUACCCUCUCAGUUUCAUAGGAAAAACAAAACCUAAUGCAAAGCUGUCUCUCUCAUACCGGUUUAAACCGGUUAAUGAUCUCUAUCCUCCGACACCCGAUUAUUUAUCACCGUUUAGCCAACCUAUAUACCCAAACCCAAAUCCAACAGGAUCAUGUCAGCCAGUCAUAUACUCCCCUCAGUUACAAACCGCCACGGUGACAAAACUAGCCAUAGAGCUCGUGAUCAAAUGCGCCAAGGACAUAAAGAAAGUCAACGUCUUCGACGAAAUGCAUGUAUACGCUUCGGUUACAAUCCUCGAGGGCAAGAAAACAAUUAAGCAUAGGAGCAAUACACCUAUAGCUUUCUCCGCCUAUCAAAACCCUAAGUGGGAUCACGCCGUCAAGUUUUCACUCGACGAGGCAUUAGCUCGAGACGGCCGUUUGUUUCUAUUCGUUGAAUUAAUGAGCCACCGACCGAUUUUAGGAGAUAAGCAUAUUGGAGAAGUCAACGUAUCAAUUCAGGAUCUUUUGAGAUUGAAUCCUUCAUUGACAAAAGGCGUUGGUAGCGACAUGAUGUUGGUGACCGAGGAUUUGUCAACUUCUUCUGGCAAAAAAGGGACAUUGAGUUUCACGUAUAGGUUCAUCACGGAACAAGUUACAGUUCCCAAGCCUUCACCAUCCACAAACCCUCAACCAUUUAUUAUGUAUCUACCGGUCUCGCAUCAAGGAGCCUCGGGUUAUGUCACUGUUCACCCAGGAGCCCAUGACGGGUCAAGCAAUGGUUUAGUACCAAUUUGUAUGGCACCUCCUUAUCAGCCACAUGGAUACUAUUCACCACAUCAGCCGCAACCGCAUACACAUCAACAACAACAAUCCCAGCUACCACCAGAGAAGUCGCAAUGUCGACCAGUCUAUGAUACACAAUCACAUUCAUAUCAGUCAUAUGGAAACCAACAAUAUUCACCACUAGAACUACAUUCACAACAUCAGCUCCACAUGCCACCUCAACAGCCGACAGAAGCACAGGCGCAAACUGAAGGCGCGAGACCACAAGUGAAGCCUCAAGGGGGUACCAUGGCAGCGAUAGGAUUAGGGGCAUCGGUUUUGGGACGAGUAGUAGCUGGAGCCUUAAUAAGUGACAUGAUGUCCGGUGAAGCAAACAUAUACGAGGGUGCGGCUUGAAGGUGUUGGUUAAUUUACUGCAUGUGAUGAAUCCUUAAUAUGAAGUGAAAUUCGGUUAUUUGUUCUUUCUAUUCUGCUAGUUUUUUGUUUGUUUUCGGUUUGUCUUGUGGGUUCUUUCAUCUUUGUGUGUCCUUGCUUGUAUGGUUUUUGUUUUUUUGAACUUGCCUCGCUUGUAUGGUUUUUUUUUUUGCUAAAUAAAAGGAUUAAAUCUGGAUCUAUUAAAUACACAGACCUAACCCCUAGGUGGGAGGUGCAGCCCACGGAUAGACCAUCUCUCGGGUAUUCAAAUGGGCCGAAAUGCAGUAGUCGAUAUCCGUGUAAGGUGACCAGGAAAAUGUGAUUUAGUUUCGCAUGGUAGGUGGAUCAAACUUUAAAUGUGGUGACAUCCCAAACCCUUUUCCUUACCACUUGACCACAAGCUCGCAGUCAACUUGCCUUGCCUGUAUGGUUCUACAUGGGAAAGUUGUAAAAUGAAAUUUGCUUUUACAGAGCAUUACAUUUGUGUUCAACAUUAGUUACAUUAACAAAGCCCAGUAUGAUACCUGAAAUGAAACUAGUGAGGGCAUGUAUAUAUGUUCGAUUUACAUUUUUGACUCAUAAGUCAUAACUUCAUAAAAUUCAUAAAACUUAAGAAUAAAAUGCUCAUGAACAGUCGUCAUCAAGAGGCUUCCAUUGCUAGAAAAGAAAAAAAAUUGUCGUAAUUGUGCAACGUUUUUACGCUUAUGUAAAUUUUCUAUUUCCUUUUAGGGUUUUACGACUUAUCUUGAAUGAGCUUUCUUUUCCUUUUUAUAUGUAAUUUAUGGCUAUUCUAUGUAUAUAGACCUCUUUAUAAUUGUUGAUUUGAUUUCUUCCGAAAAAGCUUCUUUGUUCUUUCAAUUGUAGAGGCAUUCGUUACGGAUUCAAAGACUUCAAAACUUAAUGUAAUUUAGCACUUUUCGUAUUAUUAAUGAUUUUACUAAGUCAACUUUUGUUUUUUGGGUGUUAAUUGAAUAUUUUUAAGUAGGGCAAGGGUUUUGUCUCGGGAUGGAGAAAAUGGAAGUAUGGGCGAUAAGAAAAAAGGAUCAGAGAACAAAAAGGGAAUAUCCAUAAUAGUCAAAUCUUUGUCAAAAAAAUAAAUCCAUAGUUGCCUAGUUGAUAUCACGCCUUGUUGAGUCUAUUACCGUAUGCUAUUCAUCAGUUUGAAAUGUUCAAAAUACUGUAUUUUUUUGUUCCUUUUAAAAUAAAUUCUGUUAGUUUCCUAAUGGCAAAAUUAAAAGAGAUAUUAUUACGUGCGCGGCAUAUCACCAUAUGCUUAAAUGCUUAUCAUAUACUCGAUGAUUAAUGAACAAGAUAAAUUAAUACAUUUCAUCUGUUCCGAAUGUAAAAUAUAACACAAUUUGAUAAGAUAAUAACUUUUGAAUUUUUAGGUAAAUAUAUGAUUCCAAUAUAAACAUUAUUAAUAUACAUAAAGUUUUUUUUUUAAAUAUAAACAAUAUAUUAUAUAGUUUGUUUUGUUCACAUUGAAGUUUAUCUUUAAUUCUUUUAAAUUUAAUUGAAAAAUGUUGAUGUUAUUUUGUUAUUUACAGCUAAAAUGUAUUUACAUUCACAAUACAUAUUUU